AUGACUUGUACGCCGCCCGCACAGGAUGUUAAUGACGGAAAGCUGUUUGCACAUUCCCCAUCGUUCCCCACUGUGUCGUUCGCGGCGGAAGAUGCGAGCGAAGACCUUUCUGCCUCGUUACACCGCCGUCAGCCCCGUGUGAGCAUUUUCCCUGCUGAAAGAAGUGGCUCAAUCACGAGUGACAGCGAGCAAGGGGGCACUGGUGUACCGCUUCCAACGGAUGGAAGGUCGCCUUUGUCUUCCGUUAGGCGCAGGCACGACACGGCGGGUUCCCCACAGAAUUUCCAGGGCAACGAGGCGCAGCAACCGGGUCGAAACCCCGGACAGCAGCUGGCCUCGCGGCAUAGGGAAGGCAGUGGCGGCAGUCAUAAGGGCCAACAGUCGGCUGCAAAUUCGUCGCCAAGUAGGCGUCAACACUCUUCACCAACAAACCGCGACGACUCAACGGCCCACCGUAAGCAGUCGAUGGGGCAGGGUGGCGGGUCCCCUUCAGCUGCAAAGAAGGGAGGUGCGGAACGCCGGCGGUCAACAGAGCUGCAGCCCAGGGGUGCAAACUCGGCAUUAUCCCCCACCAGGAGAUCCAGCGCCAGCAAAGGCGGAUCGCAGUCGAAAGGGAGCGCCAAACAAGAUGCUGCACAUGGAAAACAGACGAAACCGAAGACAAAGUCAUCCUCACGUGACUCGUCACGAAGCAAACAGCGACAGUCGCUGGCGAUCAAGGCGGCGUCUGCUAAAGACCUGUCAAGAACCGACUCCGAAGCACAACCCGCUUCAGGUCGACGCCUCAGCACCGUCAGCUUGGCGAGCAGGGGUUCACCACGUGGUAAACGUGGAAAGAAGGCAGCCGCGGUGUUGGUGAAGAAUGAGGAGACGGCACGCAAAGAGAUCGAAGUGGCACAAGAAGAAGCCUUUGACGAAAUUAUGAUGAGCAUAUUUAUUCACUCUUUCCAACCUCAGAGAAACCUUAUCAAGAAACUUGAGUACGAGAUGCAGAAACAGAAGCAAGAGCUUACCGGCAAGUUGGCGCAAGCAAAGAAUUCAGCGAUGCAGAUGCUUGAACAAGUAGCUCUUCUAGUUGAUACCGUGCAGAAGAACGGUGUCGAGGCCAUGAAAGAGAGCCAAAUACUCGAAGCAGAGGUUCCAUUCAUUCAUCAAGAGUUAGCACCCAAGGGAAGGAGGCUGUCGUGCGUAAAUGCUGUACCGACAGCGGAAAAUGAAGAUGAGAGACGAAUAAGGCGCAAAGAUCAGGAAGAGGGAAGUGAAAGCGAACGGAUAAAGGCCUUUUUUUCUGCGGAUCUCUAUUCUUCGUGUAGUAUUGGCACGUUUAAAGACAUGCGAACAGAUGAUAUUGUAAGUUCAGUUGACAAAAUGUGUGGUGAGGCGGCGUCUCUUUCGAAUGUCUUUAGCGAUUUGCUCAACCGCACGCAGCGCAUGAUCAACCAAUCUAGGCAAAUAAUCAAGGCACAGCAGGCCGCCCUCGACGAGUGUGUGACACAUGUAGAACUUGCAGACGAGACAUUGCGUGAUGCAACAGAGCGGGAAAAGGAGAACAUUGACUACGCGUUUCAGAUUGGUCGCCAGUUCAGUAUGGAGUUGCGGCAUAGGAUCGACAGGAUCGAAUAUGAGAUGUUCGAGGGCUUGGAUGAAGUCAUUAGGCGUAGCACAGAGGUGUGUUGCGAUGCAAUCGCCUCCACCGACCAGAUGCAACGUCAAGUAGAUAAAGACAUCGUAGCUGAACAAUUCAUGACCCGUAUGGAAUUAGCUGCUGCGGAGAAGGCCAAGUUGCUUCGUGAUGUGCGCUCAAAACUUGCGUACCUGUGGAGAAGGCGGCUGAAUGUGGGAAGUGAGGAACGGGCGACGUUAACGUACACAGGACUACCGCAAGAGUACCAGAAAUCGCUUGAAUUGUGUGAUUAUGAUAUGCUGUGUCGCCUUAUUCACUUUGUAUCGCUAAACAAUGACGAGGCGCGUGAGCUGUUUAUGGGCGCACUUGAUGAACAUGAGAGUUUCCUUAAGGGUAAUUCCGUGGAGGCCGAAAUCGCCUCGCAGAGGGUAACGUUGGAGACGGCGGUGAGGUCACUGCUCAGGAAACUGGAGGACGAGGGCAAUAUAAAGGUAAAUCCCACUCGGGUGCCACAAACAUACGAGGAGAAGGUUAAGGACUUGGUGGACCACUACAACAUUUACAUGUCAAAGGUGGAAAAACAGAGGCGCCGAAUACUGCGCAGGAUGGCGGCGGAGGAUGCCCUCUCAUGUCUUCCUUACUUCGAUAGGAGGAGACCUGUCCCCGAGGAGUACGCGGCUGACCUUGACAGCCGUCCCGGCUUUGUGAAGCCACCCGCCAUAUGCAACAGCUUGUCAAUCCCAAAAGAGGAAGAGGCAGCGCAAAAGGUGAAUGUGUCAGAGAUUUCCAGACCACCGUCCUUCAGGAUUAAGAGAACCGACGUCGGCUCCUUUCGUGGGCCAACAGGUCCUCCUCUCUGUGCACGACCCCCACACGAUGUCGAAGUAGCAGAGAUCAAAGAGUAUUUGCGCCGCAGCCACCCCUCGGCCGAUAAGCUGCCGGGUCCCGCAACUGUGGUUGGGUACGGCCGAUGGGGAGGACAAGUGGCACAGAGGCCGCAAUCCGGCCUACCGAGAAACAGCGUGACUUUCUCCGACGCUACGGAAACACGAGGGCCAAUAGGGCCACUGAAAGAUGUGCAGCAGCCACACCGCAAGCCGCCGCCGCCUAUGGUUCCGCCACGGAGGGCACUGCUCACUCAUGUGCUGGAGCAUCACACUCACAACCCAAAGGCUCCAUUGCGCGCACCCAAUGAGUACUGCACUGGCGUGUGGGGUGAAGACAAACCAUUCGUCGCAAAGCAAGUCGAGCUCCUCCAAAAGGACAUUCGACUGUAG
This is a messenger RNA of Trypanosoma brucei brucei TREU927, 2901 nucleotides long. RefSeq lists its product as hypothetical. The transcript has a single exon. Lineage: Eukaryota; Euglenozoa; Kinetoplastea; Trypanosomatida; Trypanosomatidae. Bases 1 to 2901 code for a protein of 966 amino acids. The record is from RefSeq and is a predicted model, not a curated record.